AUGGUUGAAAAUGCGAUGCGCUGGACAGCCGCGCAGUUGCAAGACGUCGCCAGGCUCGGAGGCAGAAAUGCUGCAAAUAACUUUACUGGAAUCAUGAAGUUGAGCACGGAGCACGGCUGCGACAACUUCAGGGGGUCACGAGAAUUUGCAGCAGUAGAGAGGCGUUUUUCUGCGGUCAUGUCGACAGGCGUCGACUUUAACGUUUCCGGCGUGGAUGGUGUCACUGCGUCUUGGUUUGGUCUAUCAUCAGGAGAAUUUUUGGUAGAGAUUUUCGUGGCCAAGCCAACAAUAAUGACAGUCUCUGGAGAGAUAUUGCUCAGGGUCUUUACCAUUCAAAAAAUUGCUGAGCUUUGUCGGGCUUUUGGAACAGCAACUAAAAGCGAGAACAACAUGAACCAGGCCCGUUUCGUUGUCAACGCUGUUAAGGCCCGUUUCGUUGUCAACGCUGUUAAGCCUGUACGUGUGAAAUAA
Messenger RNA from Eimeria necatrix, 471 nucleotides. RefSeq lists its product as hypothetical. Lineage: Eukaryota; Apicomplexa; Conoidasida; Eucoccidiorida; Eimeriidae. The transcript is spliced from 2 exons. Bases 1 to 471 code for a protein of 156 amino acids. The record is from RefSeq and is a predicted model, not a curated record.